AAAAUAAAAACAUUGAGGCACGCUUCAUUCUCAUCUUCAUCCCACAGUUUUCUUUUCACUUCCACUGAAUCAAACCUUUCUCUUUCCCACCGCCCUCUUUCUUCGCUACAAAACAAUCCCCCUCUUUCCCACAUAUAAACCUCCUUCCCAAUCCUCAAUCCCCCAAUUCCAAUCUCCAGACAUGUUCAUCCAAAUCCGUCAGGUCUGGGAUUUCAAUCUCGAUUACGAAUUCAAUCUCAUCAAUCACCUCUUCCAUCGAUUCCCUUUCAUUUCCAUGGACACUGAAUUCCCCGGCGUCGUCAUCCGCCCUGCUCUCCACCGCCCUCGUCUCCGCCCCUCCGAUCACUACCUUCUCCUCAAGUCCAACGUCGACGCUCUCAACCUAAUCCAAGUCGGCCUCACUCUCUCCGAUGCCGACGGUAACCUCCCCACCCUCGGCACCGACAACUGCUUCAUUUGGGAGUUCAAUUUCAGGGAUUUCGACGUCGUGCGUGACCUUCACGCGCCUGAUUCCAUCGAGCUCUUGAAACGCCAGGGUAUCGAUUUCGAACGCAACAGAAUUCACGGGGUUCCCUCCUCCCGGUUCGCCGAGUUGCUGAUGUCAUCCGGUCUUCUCUGUAACGACUCGGUCACUUGGGUCACCUUCCAUAGUGCCUACGACUUUGGCUACUUGGUCAAGAUCCUCACUCGGACCAAACUGCCCGCCCGCCUCCAUGACUUCUUGAAAAUUCUGAGGGGCUUGUUUGGGAACAAGGUUUAUGACGUCAAGCACAUGAUGCGGUUCUGUGAUGGUCUUUACGGCGGCUUGGACCGGGUUGCUAAGACUCUUGCUGUGGACCGGGCGGUUGGUAAAUCCCACCAGGCCGGUUCAGAUAGCUUGCUCACGUGGCAAGCUUUUCAGAAGAUGAGGGAUGUCUAUUUCUUUAAGGAUGGGCCGGAGAAGCACGCCGGCGUCUUGUAUGGAUUAGAAGUGUAUUAAAUUAACGUAUUAUAUAUAAAUAAAUAACAUUCAAUUUAUUGCUUAUUAUUUGA
Molecule: messenger RNA, 1032 nt
Organism: Benincasa hispida (wax gourd)
Lineage: Eukaryota; Viridiplantae; Streptophyta; Magnoliopsida; Cucurbitales; Cucurbitaceae
Source: RefSeq, a predicted model, not a curated record